Monomorium pharaonis (pharaoh ant) is the source of this 2236-nucleotide messenger RNA. Its product is annotated as ubiquinone biosynthesis O-methyltransferase, mitochondrial-like. Lineage: Eukaryota; Metazoa; Arthropoda; Insecta; Hymenoptera; Formicidae. The transcript is spliced from 5 exons. Gene Ontology annotation, biological process: ubiquinone biosynthetic process. Gene Ontology annotation, molecular function: 2-methoxy-6-polyprenyl-1,4-benzoquinol methyltransferase activity. The record is from RefSeq and is a predicted model, not a curated record. Bases 1306 to 2163 code for a protein of 285 amino acids.
GGUCUGGGUCAAGCGCUGUUUCUGUCUAACCAGUAGCAUAAUGGGCGCUAGACAGAAAGAAAUUGACCCGGACCAUGUCUCUUCUUUGUCUUUCUGCCGGACACUUUUCAAGAGCUUUUUGCAGGAAAUGCGCAGUCCAUGCUUUAUGUCAAUGAUUUUUACAAAAUAUGGAUUAACCCACUAUUGCAGCAAGCCCUUUAAUUGAAAAAGGCCCAAAAGAAAUAAUCAAACCAUAAUAGGUCCAAAAUUUGGUUUAUUUUGGACUUUCUAUGAAUGUCCGAAAUUGUGCCAAACGUAUAUCCAUCGAAUGUCCGACGGACCUUAUUUGGACUCUUAAUAGACGUCCAAAUGUCCAGAAGCGGAUAUCCAUUGGACACAAUCCUUGUGCUAUCUUAGGUAUAAUAUAUUAUACCUAAUAUAUGUGAUGUAUUUUCAAAAAUAUAUAAAUUUUAUACAUUUAUAAUAAAAAAAAGUCUAUAUAUGUUUAUAUGCAUAUUUUUUUCAAUAAUUAUUUUUUAAAAUAAAUAUGUAAUUAUAUUAUAAAUAAGAAAUUCUUAAUACUAACAUUUCCUUGAUUUUAUAAGAAGUCAGAUUACAGUGCUCUUUUAGAUAACAUUUAUGAGAAGUCAGAUGGCAGUGUUCUUUUAGAUAACAUUUAUAAGAAGUCAGAGUGCAGAUAUCUUUUAGAUAUCAUAUAUAUGACAUCUUUUUUUCCUCUAAAAUCGACGCAUUAGAGGACUUAUUGUCAUCAUUAUGUUGUCUUCCAGAUAGCAUUGUUGGAUGUCCAACUCUCAAACCUGAGUACUUAAAGAACUCUUUUUGAUGACAUUUUGCUUACUGGAAAGUAACUAAUUGGUACUGUAUACUAAAUUUUUAUGAGAAACAUAUAUCACUAUUUCCUUAUUUUCAUGUGUGAUCAACGUUCAAAAUUUAUAAACAGCAAGAUUAUUGAAUUUAUUCGAAUAUUUAACAGCGAUCAAUUACUCAUUGUUAGCUAUCAAGAGCUAGGCAACCAAAAUAAUCAGUUCUUCUUCUUCAAAUUCCCCAUAUGGAUUUCCGACUCAUAAAUGGAUCACCGUACCACGGUUUAGUCAGGUCACCGACCUUUAGCAAACUUUUAGAUCAGUUGAAGAAAGAUCGCCUGCUAAGUCGGACGUGUUUUGGAAACUCGCUAUAAAUUCGGAAUAGUCUUUCGGUUUUUCAGUGAAGUCUGUACAUUCCAUUGUGUAUUUUCAUUGAUUGCUGAAAAAACGUUGUUGCAAUUUAUUUUGUAAACUGUACUUGCAAUUGUGUUUAAAAACAAACAUGAUAACUUUAAAUGUCGGAUAUUUCAAUGGAUCAUGGAAAAGAAUUUUUGAAAACAGAUUGUUGAAAAAUAUCAUACAUGUCAAGGAAAUUACAAGAACAAAAUCAACAAUAAAUCCCAUCAAAGUUAAAUAUUUUUCUGAAUGGAAAGACGUCUGGUGGAACGAGGACAACCCGAAACAUCUGCUUCACUUGUUAAAUCCACUUAGAGUAAAAUUUAUAAAGGAUGGAUUGGCAAACGCUGGAUUUAGAAUGCAAAAUUCAAAUUUUCCGUUGGAAGGAAUCAAGAUUAUGGAUGUUGGCUGUGGAGGAGGCAUAUUAACCGAGAGUUUGGCUAAAUUAGGAGCACAAGUAACUGGAAUAGACCCAUCGGCAGAAUUAAUAAAUGUUGCCAAAGAGCAUGUAAAAUUGAAUCCCAAUAUAUUACAAAGAAUAAAUUAUCUUCAGACAACCGCAGAAGAUUUUGUUCAAAAGGAGCGAGAAACAUAUGAUGCUGUUGUAACUUGUGAGGUUUUGCAAUAUGUAACAGAUCCACAACUAUUUUUAAAGGAAUGUGCGAAAAUGGUAAAACCUGGGAAAUCGAUCUUUGUAACGACAAUGAAUAAAACUUUUACAUCUUGGCUGUCUAAUAUUGUAGCAUGUGAAUACAUUUUUGGACAUCUACCUCCUGGUACUUUAGAUUGGAAUAAAUUUGUGUCUCCACACGAACUUCAACGUAUAUUAGAGAAUUAUGGUUUUGAAGUAAAAUCGAUUGUUGGCAUAAGUUUUAAUUCACUGACAAAACGAUUUUCUUGGUCAACAAAUACACUUACGUUAUAUGGGGUUCACGCUAUCAAACAGAAAAAAAUUGGACUAUAGAUGAUCUUCGGAAAGUUACAUGUUCGGGAAUUGUACUUUUUUUUAAAUAAAAUGCAAAAUGUUACACUCCUUA